AUUGGCUGAGCGCGGGGGGCGGGAAGAGGAGGUGUGGCGGAAGGCGGCGGAAGGCGGCCGGGGAUGUGGAGAGCGGGCAUGGCCGCCGGGGAAGGGCUGGGCCCGGCGCUGCGCGCCGUCACCGAGCGGGUACAGCAGGCGGCGGCACGGAGACCGCAGGGCCUCCCGGACGUGCAGCCGCGGCUGGUGGCCGUCAGCAAGACGAAGCCCGCCGAGAUGGUGAUGGAUGCCUACAGCCACGGGCAGCGCAGCUUCGGGGAGAACUACGUUCAAGAGUUGCUGGAAAAGGCAUCGGACUCCAGAAUUUUGUCUUCUUGCCCAGAGAUUAAGUGGCACUUCAUUGGCCAUCUGCAGAAAAAUAAUGUCAACAAGUUGAUCGCUGUCCCAAACCUGUUCAUGUUGGAAACGGUGGAUUCUGUGAAGCUGGCAGACAGAGUCAACAGCUCGUGGCAGAAGAAGGGCUCACCUCAGAGGCUGAAAGUCAUGGUGCAAGUUAACACUAGUGGAGAGGACAGUAAGCAUGGCCUCCCUCCCAGAGACACCGCAGCGGCCGUGGAGCACGUCAUCAACAAGUGUCCGAGCCUGGAAUUCGUGGGGCUGAUGACAAUUGGCAGCGUCGGACAUGACCUUAGCAAGGGGCCAAAUCCUGACUUCCAGGUGCUGCUGUCUCUGCGGCAGGAAGUGUGUGAGAAGCUGAAUCUCCCCAUCGAGAAGGUGGAGCUGAGCAUGGGCAUGUCCACAGACUUCCAGCACGCAAUCGAGGUUGGAUCCACAAACGUCAGGAUUGGAAGCACUAUUUUUGGAGAGCGAGAUUAUUCCAACAAAGCAGACGGUGGCAAGGCCCCAGGUGAAACUAAAGGAAAAACAGAGGCCUCAGCAGCGCAGGGCCACUAGGUGGGAAAGUGGCCUCCACAGAGGACAGACGAUCAGAGACCUCACACUAUGCAUUCUCACCUCCCUCCUCGUCGGCACCUGGUCGGUGAGAGGGAAUUCCUCAUAGCAGAGCAGAGGCCAGAAAUGCCUCGUAAUUUAUUGUGAUUAUAGCAUACCCCUAGAAACUGGACAUUUUUAUUACCAACAAAUGAUAAGAAAAUUAAAGGUUGAAAGUGACUGGAGUAUCCCGGCUACUUCGGGCUCGUUUUGGAUAACCAGGUUGAAGAAACUAAAUAUUUGUCAGGAUGGAGAUGCCAAUGAGCAAGGUGUAUCCGCAGCAGUGUCAGUGAUUUUAUUGUUGCUGAGGACUAAACCCUCCGUUAAGCAAAUCGCAAUAUCACGAGAGACCUGUAAAUGUUUCCUCUCCCCCAGUAAGAGUUUUGCACGUGGUUGCCGUUAAGCAAUGCUCAGAGAGGAGCUACGUGACAGGGACAUGCUAGAACACUUAGUGGCACCGAGUGGUGCUGGAGAGAUGGCAUCCAGUUAAACAGCAGGCAAGCAACGAGCACAUCUGGAUGGAGGAAGAAUGCAGCCGCCAGCAUGAAGGGGUUCAUGGCCUCGUGUUUUGGAUGCAGAUUGCGAGUGGGGGACUGUCUUCUCCUCUGACAUUCGUCUGUGUUCUUUCAGGCUGACGCUGCUAACACUUCCCAUCAGUUACAUGUCUGCUCAGACCUUCUGGGAUGCUUUCAUCCUUCCCCUUCCCCUCGUGAGGCGUGGCUGGGAGUUAUUUUCGUCCUGCGUAGUAGUUCUUGACGCCGUGUGUUCUGUUUGGUCAAAGAGGGGCUUUUCUACCAGCUCCUCGGUCUACCUUUGGCUUGCUGUUGCCUCCCAAGGCAAGUCACGCAACCAUUUGGUGCCUCCACCACCGCGUCUGCAUCUGUGUGAGGACAGCAGCAGCCGGCUCAUCUCAGAGGGCAGCAGCGAGGUUGCUAGAGCUCCUUUGGGGAAGGUACUUCAGAAAGUAAAGUAUCCCGCUGGGUUCUGGGUUCCUGAAAUAAAUCCUCUCACCACUGACAGUUUCUAGACCACAUCUUACUGUGUGAAGUGCUGGCCUGGCCUUGCCUUCUCCUGGAGGAGGGGACGGGGCUCUCCUCGUAGUAACUGCUCCUUCAAGGUGUGAGUAGAAGCUCCUGCGUCCCGUCACGUGCUGUUUGGCCAUCGGUAGCUGCAGCAAGUCUCUUGUAACCCAGUGUUACAACCACAUUUUUUGGGCUUUUGUGCACUGCCAAGAGGAGGAGACUUUGGCUGCCAGCAGAAACAUCCUUCCUGGGCUUUCCUGCGUGUGUGUGUGUGGUUAAAGCUAGCUGUUGGUUUUAUUUUCUGACUAUAAAUGCUGAAUGUAAAUGAACAGAGGAAAGCUCCAACCUGUCACGGCCAUCGUGGCUGACAGCCACACGCGGCCCGAGCUGCCCUCCUUGGAACUGCACCGUGUGUUGUUUCCUAGCUUGUUAAUAAAAAGUGGUGAGAUUGAAUGCCAUCUGUGCCAGCUAUAAAGCUAUUAAAGAUGUUAUUUUUA
This is a messenger RNA of Anas platyrhynchos (mallard), 2449 nucleotides long. RefSeq names its product pyridoxal phosphate binding protein (gene PLPBP). Gene Ontology annotation, cellular component: intracellular anatomical structure. The record is from RefSeq and is a predicted model, not a curated record. Lineage: Eukaryota; Metazoa; Chordata; Aves; Anseriformes; Anatidae. Gene Ontology annotation, molecular function: pyridoxal phosphate binding.